Molecule: messenger RNA, 1248 nt
Organism: Chlorella variabilis
Lineage: Eukaryota; Viridiplantae; Chlorophyta; Trebouxiophyceae; Chlorellales; Chlorellaceae
Exons: 6
Coding region: 1-1248 (415 amino acids)
Molecular function (GO): protein binding
Source: RefSeq, a predicted model, not a curated record
AUGCCGAGGCUGGCUGCCCGCCUGCUGGCGGCCGCGCUGGUGGCGGUGGCUCUGGCGCGCCCAGUGGCAGCCAGACACGCACCCAUGUCGAGCAACACCACAGUGCUGACGGUGGAGGCCGUCCCAGGCUCUGGCAGGUUUCACAACAUAGCUGUGGAUGACCCUCGAGGGCCCCACUACGUGUAUGCGGUGGAUACGUCGAGGCACACCGUGGGCCGCAUUGCGCUGGACACGGGAACGUGGGAGACGGUGGCGGGGCUGGAUGGCACGCCUGGCUACCGUGACGGCCCUGAAGGGCCAGCUGGCCAGCCAGCCCUGUUCAACCGGCCGUCGGCCAUCUGCCAGAUGCCGCACGGCCACCUCGCAGUGGCAGAUACGGGCAACGCCUGCAUCCGGCAGAUCGACGCCGCCACCAAGCAGGUGUCCACCCUGGCGGGCCGCUGCGGCGAGCCAGGGGCCGCCGACGGCCCCGCAGCAGAGGCGCAGUUUGGAAGCAGCAUCAAGAGCAUCGCCUGCGCCAACUGCUCGGUGUUUGUGGGAGAUGUCAGCACCGGCAGGCUUAGGCUGGUGCGUGUGGACGAUGCCGAGUGCCUGGGCGCCAGCAACCCCAGCGGCAGGUUCAUCACCCGGGAGAGCGUCAAGUGGCUGCUGGCUGGCGUGGUCAUGCUGUCCAUCCUGGCACUGGGCGGGCGGCGCUACUUGCAGCGCCAUGCCGCAGCCGUGGGACAGCACUUGGAGCAAUCCCGCUCGGAGCGCGUUCCUUUACCUGCCGGGCCGCCAGCAGGAGGCUCACUGAGGCAGAAGUUCCUUGAUGCGGCGCACCGCUUCCACCUGCGCCACAAGCUGUCCGGCGGGGCAGCCGCCGAGGCGAUGCUGCGGGAGGAGGCUGGGGAUGAGGCGCUGCAGGAGGCCCCGCUGCCGCCUGAGCCUCUCCUUGUGGACAUUGAGGCGGAGGCUGGGGAGCAGGCGAGUGAAGCGUCCGCUGCCGCUGCCGCUGCCGCAUGGCUGGGAGUAGCAGGGGGGUCUGCGGCAGGCAGCCCCGAAGUGCUGAUCAGGCUGGACAGCCCCGAGCCGGGCAGCCAGCUGGCGCCCGCAGCGGACGUCCGCGUGCCCCAUGAGACUGCCAGUCCAGCGGCUGAGGAGGAGGGAGCGCCUUGUGCAGAGAAGGGGCGCGCCACCCCUGGUGCCCCCAGCCUCAGCAGCCCCCCCGACACUUUUGCAGACCUGAGCCCGCUGCCCAACAGCUGA